Messenger RNA from Beauveria bassiana ARSEF 2860, 1005 nucleotides. RefSeq lists its product as uncharacterized. The transcript has a single exon. The record is from RefSeq and is a predicted model, not a curated record. Lineage: Eukaryota; Fungi; Ascomycota; Sordariomycetes; Hypocreales; Cordycipitaceae. Bases 1 to 1005 code for a protein of 334 amino acids.
AUGCUUCGCCAAUUCACAAGACUGGGCUCGUCGCGCCCGCAAGCAGCCUUUGCGCCCAUGCUGCGGUCGCGCCUCAACCCUCUUCUCUACAGCGGCAGGGUCGUCGCCCACGCAGCCUCGAGACCGUCCAACUCCUCCACGCUCAUCGGGCAGCACAUGCUAUAUUCCAUUUGGCCAAAGCCCCCCAUGGCAAACGUCGACUGGUCUCUGAAGCACGACAAGGUCGCCGCGGAUAACGGCAAAUGGGGCUUCGUCAUCUUUCGCACCGCGUAUGGCGGCGACUCGGACCAAAAGUUUGCGCGUCUCCUUGAAGCCUUGGGUAAAAAGGCAAAGGAGUCCCUUGAGAGGUACGAACGGAUGGACCUGGCUCCGCUAAUGGAGUUUUUCGUCGUUGAGGACCGCGCGAAUCUCGAGUCGGUGACGACGUACGAGGUGCGGGAGCAGUUUGCGCAGUGGGCGGUCGACCGGGGCGUCGUGCUCAGUAACCCCCUCGACAGGCUGGCGGGUGGCUAUGGAACUCCCGCGGGCGGCGGCAACAUGCGCUACGAGUUUUGUCUGCUGGCAGACUGGCGCUCGCUCAAUUCGACGAUGGCGACGCCAAGGCCCGAGACUUACAACACCGACUUGGUCCCGUUUAUUGGUGUUGUGCAGAUGGGAUACAUAUCUGAGGAGCAGGAGCUCGGCUUGCGCAAUGAUUGGGACGAGGACGGCAACGUGGAAUGCGAACAAGUGGCCAUUGAGGGAAAUACGGAGGACAAUGUCGGCUGGUACUAUCUGCCGCUGGCCGACGUCGUGGGGGACUACGACAACAUUUACAUGCUCGAAGGCGGGACGGAACGUGCCCGACCGCCCAUGAUACAAAACAGGGAGUUUUGGCCGUCGGAUGAUGAGGAGCCCUGGAAAGGAGACGUGGCCGAGGGCCAUUGGAAAGGGGCCCAGUAUCAGAUCGAUAGGUGGGCGCGAGGGGAGAAACGGGAGAGAACGGGAAGUUGGCCGAGCGCUUAG